Girardinichthys multiradiatus is the source of this 3952-nucleotide messenger RNA. RefSeq lists its product as uncharacterized. The transcript is spliced from 2 exons. NCBI's taxonomy places the organism in Eukaryota, Metazoa, Chordata, Actinopteri, Cyprinodontiformes, Goodeidae. Bases 389 to 1486 code for a protein of 365 amino acids. The record is from RefSeq and is a predicted model, not a curated record.
CUGAAAGCUCCAUUGUUUAAAAAUUGUUUGGUGUUAGAAUGUCUUAGUUUUUAUAUUUGUGUUGUAGUUAUGAUUUGUAAGAAUGAAUUAGUUGUUUAGGUUUAUUUAUUGUUUGGCUUAGUUGUCUUGUCCCUCCCUUUCUUGUUUCAUGUAGGCUAGCCUGUAUGUUUAAAUUCCCUUAUGUUUGGUGUAAGAGGUCAGUCCUGGUUUGUCAGUUUAGGUUAGGUAUUGGUUGAUUCUUUCCUAUGGGCCCAUUUUUCUAGAUUUUUUUGUGUGCUUUUGAUGGAUUUUUGUCAACUUUCAUGGAAGAAUAAAUGGAGGAUAUUUCUUGUAUACUUUUGUCCUUUGUCUAACUGUUUGGUCCCUGACAAUUGGUGUCAGGAGAGGGAUGCAUCCAGUUAAGGACAUUAGUAUUCAUUCAUUUUUUGUUAAAAUGAAAGAAGCCAAAGGAGGUAAAGGCAAGUUAGCCCCUGUAGAUAGGGAAGAACAAACCGACCAUGAGUAUUGUGAAGUGGCUGAUGGUGAAGAUGAUGGACAGGGGAGAGAGCCGACUAUAUCUGAUCUGGCGAAUAUCCUUCAAGCCCAUAUUGGUCAACAGAAAACUCGAGAGGAACGAUGGGAGAAGGAGAUGGAACCUCAGGACCACAGGUUUAAGGCUCUCCAGCAUCAGUUCAGUUUAUUUCAAAUGGAGGUGCAGACACACCCUUCUAUAGGCCUGAGGCCUGUAGUACAAGACCCUGCCCACUCCUCUGCAGGCUUGAGGCCUGUAUCUCAGAAGAGGCCGGAUAAAGAGGAUUUGGAUCAUUUGCCACUGGAAUCGGUGCCCUCUUUGGUUAAACCAGGUGACUCUAUACCUAUCCCUUUCUCCAAAGAACCAAAAUUGGAGAAGUUAAGUGAUGAUGAUGACGUUGAACACUUCCUUAUAACUUUCGAAAGGAUAGCAUGUGUUUGUAGAUGGCCUAAACAUGACUGGGCAUUUCACUUGAUUCCACUCUUAACUGGGAAAGCCAGGAGUGCGUAUGUACAUAUGGAUGUGGAUGAGUCAAUGAACUAUGAGUGUGUUAAGGCUGCCGUUUUACAGAAAUACGAAAUUAAUAGUGAGACUUGUCAUCAGAGGUUCCGCUCUCUCCAGGUGGAACCAAAUGAGUCUCCCAGGGAGCUCUAUGUGAGACUCAAGGAGCUUUAUGGGAAGUGGGUCCAGCCCCAAGGUAAGACUGUUGAAGAAAUUAAUGAAAUUAUAAUUCUUGAGCAGUAUUUCCGGAUGUUGUCUCCAGAACUUCAAGUGUGGAUUAAGGAACGUAAUCCAAAAGAUGCAGCAGAGGCGGUUUCGUUGGCAGAUGCAUUUGUAUCAGCACGUAGGAAGAGCCAACCAUGGGCUUUAAAGCAGCAAAACAGGAUUUUACACCGACCCCGGGUAACACCGGUUCGACUGAAACUGUGGGUAAGCAGUCGGGAAAGGGGAAUUGGGGAUUCUCAAGUCAAAUAAAACCCCUAAAAAAACCCAUAUGCUAUUUGUGUGGUCAAGAAGGCCACACAAAACCAAUGCGUCCUCAAAAUCCUGCCAAAUUCUCGCAGAUGUGCUUUGUACCCAGAGAGAACCAUGUAUUAACUAAACAAAAGCAGCCGUAGGUGGAGACUACUGUGGAGAUAGACGGGCAAAGGCUCAAGGCCCUGAUUGACACCGGAAGCUCCCAGUCACUUGUACUUCGCAGGUAUGUUCCGUCAUAUAAGAUUUGCACCUCGGAAACGUUACCCAUCUGCUGUGUUCAUGGAGAUGAAAAACAUUAUCCCACAGCAGACAUUUAUAUGAAGGUGCAAGGACAUGUGUACCUGCUGAAUGUGGGGGUCAUGGAUAAAUUACUGUUUCCUGUAGUUUUGGGGAAUGAUCUCCCAGUCCUCACUGAACUAAUAAAUGCUCCAAAAAUGUGCAAUGUUGUCAUGACACAAUCUCGGUCUAAGGCUUCCAAGGAAGAUGAGCCCAGCCUAAGAGCAUUACCAUUUUUUGAGGCUGAGAUUCAAGUGGGUCCAACUAAAGAACGAAAGUCCCGUAUGCAGCGCAAACGAGACACAUUUAGAUGUAUAAUAACCUCUUCGGUGUUACCUGAACCUGAUGUCCAGCUAGGCUUUACAAUUCCUGAUAAUAUUGCGGAACUGCAGCAUCAGGAUAGAAGUUUGGCUGACUUUAUUAAGAGAGCUGGAGAGGGAGGAACUGCAGAGGUAUUCUCCAUGCAAAAUGGCAUCCUCUAUAGGAAACAUGGAGCAGUGGAACAGCUCGUGGUACCCAAAACAGCCAGAGAGACUGUUUUGACUUUGGGCCAUUCCAUUCCCUGGGCUGGCCACCUGGGGAAACAUAAAACAAUAGCCCGUAUUCAGCAGUGUUUCUACUGGCCAGGAUUGCAUAAAUAUGUUGCCAGAUUUUGCAGGAGUUGUCCUCAAUGUCAAAAAACAUCAACCAGAGUUGCAGCAAAAGCUCCCCUUCAUCCUCUUCCUAUAAUAAAUACAUCAUUUGAACGUUUGGGCAUGGAUGCUGUGGGCCCGGUGGAGAAGAGCAAAUCAGGUAACCGAUUCAUGUUGGUUAUUACUGAUUAUGCGACAAAGUAUCCAGAAGUGUUCCCUUUGAAAUCUGUUACAGCCAAGGCUGUUGCAUUUUGUCUUGUUCAGUUUUUUUGCACGAGUGGGAUUCCCUAAAGAAAUAUUGAUUGAUCAAGGGACAAAUUUUAUGUCUAAGUUACUUAGGGAUGUGUAUAAACUGAUUGGAAUUAGGGGGCUGAGAACUACCCCAUAUCACCCCCAAACUGAUGGAUUUACAGAGAGGUUUAAUCAGACUCUUAAGAAUAUGCUUUGUAAGUUCAUCAAUGAAACUGGGUCGGAUUGGGAUCAAUGGCUCCCUUACCUCUUGUUUGCCUAUCGGGAGGUACCCCAAGCUUCUACAGGGUUUUCCUCCUUUGAGUUGCUCUUUGGCUAUGAGGUGCGAGGACCGCUGGCACUUCUUAAGGAAAAGUGGGAGGGGGAGAAGGCUGGAAAAGAACCUGUUAAUGUCAUUUCUUAUGUUCUACAGAUGAGGGAAAGGAUGGAAAAGAUUACCACAUUGGCUCAGGAACACAUGCGUGUCUCUCAGCAGAAGCAAAAAACCUGGUACGAUCAAACUGCGUAUGAGAGGAAUUUUGAACCAGGUCAGAAAGUAUUAGUACUGUUACCUACUGAGGGCAGUAAGUUCUUGGUUCGGUGGCAAGGGCCAUAUGAAAUUCUUCAAAAAUUGGGUCCUACCACUUACAAGAUCUGUACUCCAGAUCAGAGACGCAGCACCAGAGUUCUCCACAUUAACCUGUUGAAGAAGUGGGUUGCAAGGCCUGAGGAGAGGCAAGAUGUAUUUCUCAUCAGAAAUGUGGAGGAUGAGGAGGUGGAGGAACAGUAUCUACCUCUACCAUCAGCCACUGCGCUCGACCUGAGUCAUCUGUCCCUUGAACAGCAGUCACAAGUUAGAGCCCUUUGUGAUAACAAUGUCUUCUGUGAUAAUCCUGGAUUACUGAUUAUGUCAAACAUGACAUCCGUCUGCGGGAGGAUGCAGCUGUAAAACGAAGGAGUUAUAGGAUUCCAGAACGCCUUACGGGUCCUUUGAGGGAGGAGAUUGACCUAAUGCUCUCUUUGGGCAUCAUUGAGCUUUCUCGGAGUGAAUGGUGUAACCCUAUUGUUCUCGUUCCAAAAAAAGAUGGCUUAUUGAGGUUCUGUAUAGACUUCCGCUAUCUGAAUUCUGUUUCCAAGUUUGACUUGUACCCAACCCCCCGUAUUGAUGACUUGGUUAGUUGUCUUAGUAAAGCAAAGUAUCUGACCACCAUUGAUCUUUCUAAAGGGUAUUGGCAGGUUCCUCUUACCAUCAGGUCACGGGAGUUGACUGCUUUUAGGACACCUUGGGGCCUGUAUCAGUUCACAGUCAUGCCUUUUGGGCUGCAUG